AUGAUGCUUCUCGUCCAGCUCAUUACACAUUUUCUUGAGUGUAAAGAAGGCAGUGAAGAGAUGUUGUCAUGCCUUCGUCUUUGUAGAGCAAUGGAAAUGACUGCUCCGCAUCUGGUGCAGGUGGCUGUGUGUUUCACUGAGGCCGAGUGGGCCCUGCUGGAUCCAGGCCAAAGAGCUCUCUACAGGGUCAUCGUGUUGGAGAUCUCUGAGAUCAUUACCUCUCUAGCAGCAGAUGUAGAUGAGACAGCUGGGGAAUUCCAGGGGUUCUCUUUGGAAAAAACCAAAAAUGAAGAUGCUGAAGGACACUAUGGAGAUGGAUCACAGAGGCAGGAGGGAAGCUACACAGGUAAGAGGAGGGAUAAGCGCGCACACUUUGCCAAGAAGGGGGGUUCCGUGAAAUCCCAGAUCGAAAAGAAAGGUCAAUCAAAAAGAAAGUUCAGUCGGAAUGACGGUCUUCAGAAUCAUCUAAGAAUCCACACAGGGGAGAAGCCUUUUGAAUGCUCAGAGUGUAGGAAGAGAUUCCGUCGGAAUGAUGCUCUUCAACAGCAUCUAAGAACCCACAUUGGGGAGAAGCCUUUUGAAUGUUCAAUGUGUGGGAAGAAAUUCAGUAUCAAUGGUGAUCUUCAAAAACAUCUAAGAAUCCACAUAGGGGAGAAGCCUUUUGAAUGCUUAGAGUGUGGGAAGAGAUUCAGUCAUAAUGGUGAUCUUCAAAAACAUCUCAGAACCCACACAGGGGAGAAGCCUUUUGAAUGCUUACAAUGUGGGAAGAGAUUUAGUGUGAGUGGCACUCUUAAACAGCAUCUAAGAAUGCACACAGGGGAGAAGCCUUUUGAAUGCUCCACGUGUGGGAAGAGAUUCAGUUAUGGUGGCGAUCUUCAAAAGCAUCUAAGAACUCACACAGGGGACAAACCAUUUGAAUGCUCUGAGUGUGGAAAGGGAUUCAGUCAGAGUGGCCAUCUUCAAAAUCAUCUACUGUCCCACACAGGGGAGAAGCCUUUUGAAUGCUCUGAAUGUGGGAAGAGAUUCAGCCACAGUCGCCAUCUCCAACAGCAUCUAAGAACCCACACAGGAGAGAAGCCUUUUCGAUGCUUAGAGUGUGAGAAGAGAUUCACUCGGAGUGACCAUCUUCAGCAGCAUCUAAGAACUCACACAGGGGAGAAGCCUUUUGAAUGCUUAGAGUGUGAGAAGAGAUUCACUCGGAGUGAUCAUCUUCAGCAGCAUCUAAGAACUCACACAGGGGAGAAGCCUUUUGAAUGCUUAGAGUGUAGGAAGAGAUUCUGUCAAAGGGGCAAUCUUCAAAAACAUCUAAGAACCCACACAGGGGAGAAGCCUUUUGCAUGCUCCAAGUGUGGGAAGAGAUUCAGUUACAGUGGUGAUCUUCAAAGACAUCUAAGAAUCCACACAGGGGAGAAGCCUUUUGAAUGCUCCGAGUGUGGGAAGAGAUUCAGUUACAGUGGCGAUCUUCAAAGACAUCUAAGAAUCCACACGUGA
Heteronotia binoei (common prickly gecko) is the source of this 1491-nucleotide messenger RNA. Its product is annotated as gastrula zinc finger protein XlCGF57.1-like. The transcript is spliced from 5 exons. Lineage: Eukaryota; Metazoa; Chordata; Lepidosauria; Squamata; Gekkonidae. The record is from RefSeq and is a predicted model, not a curated record. Gene Ontology annotation, biological process: regulation of DNA-templated transcription. The coding region runs from base 1 to 1491 and encodes 496 amino acids.